Molecule: messenger RNA, 696 nt
Organism: Strongyloides ratti
Lineage: Eukaryota; Metazoa; Nematoda; Chromadorea; Rhabditida; Strongyloididae
Product: Gas41
Exons: 2
Coding region: 1-696 (231 amino acids)
Biological process (GO): regulation of DNA-templated transcription
Source: RefSeq, a predicted model, not a curated record
AUGGAAAAUAUUAGUAAAAAAGUAAAGGAAGAAAAAAAAAUAAUUAAACCUAUUGUUAUUGGAAAUAUAUCAAAACCAUUAGAUAAACCUAUUACCGAUUCUUGUGGUAAAUCUCGAACUCAUGAAUGGAUGAUAUUUGUUAAACCAUAUUUAAAUGAAGACAUUUCUAAAUACAUUAAGAAAAUUCAAUUUAAGUUACAUGAAAGUUAUGAUAACAAUGUUAGAGUUGUUGAAACACCCCCAUACCAAGUUUGUGAAACAUGUUGGGCUGAGUCAGAAGUUAUGAUAAAGAUAUUUUUUAUUGAUUCAGGUGAAAAACCUAUAACUUUAUACCAUUAUGUUAGAAUCAAAGAAGACGGGGCAACUUUUGUUGGUGAGGAUGGUACAAUUGUAGCUGAACACUAUGAUGAAUUAAUAUUUAAGGAACCUUCACCUUUGAUGGAACGUUCAUUAAUAGAAGCUGUUAAAAAAAAUGAAGUCAAUAAUAGUCAAUUUUGGACAAAUUUUGAAAAUAGCAAAAAAAUUCAAAUGGAACAAAUAAUUAAAGCUAGAAAAAUAAUUCAAAAAGAAAUUGAUGAUUUGAAAAAAAGUAUUAUUGAUGGUCAAGAGCUCUUAAGGACAAAAUCAAAAGAAUUACAAAACAUAUUAAAUUCUAAGGAAGAAAGUGAUACAUCACAAGGAAGAGAAUAUAGAUGA